Messenger RNA from Aspergillus ruber CBS 135680, 743 nucleotides. RefSeq lists its product as uncharacterized. Bases 183 to 665 code for a protein of 160 amino acids. The transcript is spliced from 2 exons. Lineage: Eukaryota; Fungi; Ascomycota; Eurotiomycetes; Eurotiales; Aspergillaceae. The record is from RefSeq and is a predicted model, not a curated record.
GGUGUUCACUUUCGAUGUUCUCGACGAUAGAAAGAUGACUAGAAAGAACUUGUCAUGGGUGGAGUCAGUUGUGAUGAUUCGGAGGAGAAUGAAUAUGGGAAAGCUUAUAAGGAAGCCCAGGAAAGCGAUUGUUUGCGCGCCGUAGCAGUCGACAGCAUCGCCUAUUACUGCGGAAAGGAAAAAUGGUGUGGAUAGAGGAACGAAGCAGAGUCCGACGCCUAGAGGACUCGGUCGAAUGUUCUCAUGGUAUGAAGGGGAAGGACCUGAGAUGCCAGCAGCGAUUCACGAACCCUCAAAAAUCGACACCACUUACCAAGUCGAGAGAUGUAUACAAAAUAGCAUUCACGACUGUCGCUGCAAAAAUGAGAAGCAGAUUGCCCGAACACACCAACCGCAGCAUUCCCGGUAAUGGUGAUGAUUUCGCAUCCACAGACUCACCAUCUUUUCCAAAAAAGAUUCAUACUGAGAACCAGCACAAAUCAAUGCGUCAAUCUCUGCCACCGUCCCUAUUCCCCAUUAGCCAACCCAUUCCAUUCCGCAAUCAACCCCAGGAUGAAGAAAACUCACAAUAUCCCUCCUAUAAACGGCCCAAGCACCGGCCCCACUGUUAUCUCCAUACUAACCCAUCCCAUAGCACCCCCAACCUGCGCCAUACUGCUAGAUAGAAGCGAGAACGCAAUCUCACCAUGCCAUAAAUGAAAACAUCCUAAACAUCCAUUAGCCCCAUUCAGACACAGUUCCCA